Cyanidioschyzon merolae strain 10D is the source of this 1464-nucleotide messenger RNA. RefSeq names its product probable histidinol-phosphate aminotransferase. The record is from RefSeq and is a predicted model, not a curated record. The coding region runs from base 1 to 1464 and encodes 487 amino acids. Gene Ontology annotation, biological process: L-histidine biosynthetic process. Gene Ontology annotation, molecular function: pyridoxal phosphate binding; L-histidinol-phosphate:2-oxoglutarate transaminase activity. The transcript has a single exon. NCBI's taxonomy places the organism in Eukaryota, Rhodophyta, Bangiophyceae, Cyanidiales, Cyanidiaceae.
AUGUUUCUGUGGUUUAGUGCUCCCUUAUUUACAAGAAGCAAUACGGGCACGCGGUGGAUACCUGUAGGCAAACACCCGCUCGCCUGGGAACAGGCACGAGUGUGGCGUUGUCUUCACGAGCCGGCUGUGUUGGCGCUCCGCGGCCAGGACGCUGCCGCAAUGUCGAAGAAACGAGUCAGCAGCGCUUCGAUGGAGCCGUUCAACGUUGAAUCGCUCGUCCGGGACGAACUUCAGCGUAUGGAACCCUACGCGCCGAUCCUACCGUACGAAGUACUCGCGCGACAGCUCGGACGCGAUCCGAGUGAAAUCAUCAAACUGGACGCGAACGAGAAUCCUUAUGGCGUUUGUCCCGCCGUGCGAAACGCAGUGGCGGCUGCACCUUUCCCGCAUAUUUACCCGGAUCCCGAGUCACGAGAGCUGCGCGAGGCGCUGGCGGCGUUCACGGGCGUACCUGCCUCGCGACUCCUUGUGGGCCACGGUGCCGACGAGCUCAUUGACCUUAUUUUUCGACUCGUGAUCCGAGCGAAUCAUCAGGAUACUGUAGUGAACGCUCCACCUACGUUCGGUAUGUACCAGUUCGAUGCGGACUUGAACGCAGCCAAAGUGGUUUCGGUAUGGCGAAAAGCUGACGAUGGCUUUCGCUUCCCAACCGAGCAGGUGGAGGCGUACUUUGCAGAAAUCGCUGCUGCACGAGAGCGAGGCGUAGACCAGUCCUACCCCAGGAUUGUCUUCGUGACUUGCCCCAACAACCCCGAUGGCUCCCGAAUAUCGGAUAGCGAUCUGCGACGACUUUUACGCCUACCAACCCUGGUGGUGCUCGACGAAGCCUAUAUUGAGUUUGCGGAUAGCGAGGAGGAGCGUUACCCAGAUGCAUCGGGCGGCAGCGAGACGCGUGCAACGGUUACAGAGCCACCCACACGGAUUCGCUGGGUUCUUGAAUACCAGAAUCUCAUCGUUUUACGAACGUUUUCCAAAUGGGCCGCCCUAGCCGGCCUGCGGGUAGGUUAUGGUGCUUUCCCGGAAGCGCUUCUGCCGCAUCUCUGGAAAAUCAAACAGCCCUACAACGUCAAUGUGGCUGGGCAGGUUGCCGCCCUGGAAGCGCUAUGUCAACGAGAUCUCCUGUUCCAGCAAGUUUCAUGGAUGAAAGCGGAACGCCAACGCCUUUACCAAAUCCUUCAGGCACCGCAGUUCGCGUGGUUGCAUCCAUACCCAUCACAGAGCAACUUUGUGCUCUGUCGAGUGCGUUCUGAUGAUGCGCUCUGUAAUGGAUCCCGAAGAAAGGUUGCCUCUGCCCGGGCCCUGCGUGAUUUUCUGCGAGAUCGCGGUAUUCUCAUUCGUUACUAUGAUUCGAAAGGUCUGACAGACUGUAUACGAAUUUCCAUGGGGACACCCGCCCAGAUGGAUCGCCUCUACGAGGUGUUGGAAGCGUACGCUCGUGUUCUCGGAUAUGGAAAUGAAAGAUAA